CUGCUGCGCUCAGAGCACCUGCGCCCGCGCUCCGUAGCGCCGCACGUCGCGUGCUCAGUCCCCGCGCCCGCGUCCCGCGCCGCGUAGCGUCGCGACGCCACCCACGAAGUUGAAAUUGGGGGAGUCAAAUUGUUACGCGGGGUGCUGGUGAGUGGGGCCUCCCGCGCGGCCUCCCCCCGCGGCGCCAUGUCCGCCGUGUCGCCGGUGCCGCUGGUGCCCGAGCGCAGCCCUCCCGCCUCGCCGGCCUCCGCGCCGCGCUCGCCCGCGCCCGCGCACGCCGUGCUCGCCACCAUGACGCCCGUGCAGCCCGCGCACGCGCACCACGCGCACCACCCGCACCCCCACGACUACUACCCGCACAAAGUCGAGAUGGACUCCGACGACGGGUAUCCCCCCGAAGCGCAUUCCUACCGGCACUCGCCACAUGAGCUCGCCGCGUACGCGCCCGACAACAAGGUGCCCGUGCAGCCGGACGUGUACGACCAGGGCAUGGAGUCCAUAGACGAGAAGACACCGAUUGAUCUCAUUUACGAAGACGAGAAACAGACUGUUAUAUAUACAACGACGCCGGACCAGAAGCGCGUGGAGAUGAUCAGUGGGCAGUUGGAAGACGGACAACUGGUGAGCGGCAGCGGGCAGCUUGUGGACGGCGGCGUAUCGGUGGUGGUCGGCGCGCCUGGGCAGGGCACGGUACUGGUGCUGGCCGACCACGUCGUCGAUGAGCUCGGACAAGUCAUCACAAUACCCAGGAGGCGCAAGGAGGUGAUGGAGGUGAGCGGCGAGUCGUGGCGCGCUUACUACUCGAGCGCGGAGCACCCGCUGAGCGCGGCGUCGUCGGCGGUGCUUGGCGUGGAUGACCAGCAGCCGCAGGCCCUCGUCACCGAGUACUACAAGCUGCCGCCUCUGCAAGCGCAGGAUCUACACAAGGAUGGGAAACUAACUGAUGUCUGGACGGCCGGAUCGGCGCUGAAGGCGGCCAAUGGCGCGCACGGGGCGGAGCUGGGCGAGCUCUCCGGGCUGCUACACGCGGGGCUCGUGAAGCGCGAGCCCGAGGACCUGAGCCGCAAGGUGGCCGACGAGCCCGAGCCGCACGCGCACGCGCUCAAGCCGCCGCGACACAAGGUGGCGGUGGGCGAGGUGAGCGAGGCGGCGUCGCCGUCGCCGGUGCCGUCGCGUGCCUCCUCGGCCGGCUCGCUGCUGCCGGACGCCGCCAUGUACGCAGCGCAGAUGUUCGCGCCGCCCGGCACCCCGAGCCCGACGCCCUAUGGCGAUCAGUACUCGCGGCAGCCCUCCAGUGCCGCCUUCGCCGCUGAGCCCUACUACAGAGAGUACUUUGUGGGUGAAGGCUACCAACAGAGGUCCGCGCCGCCCUAUGGGGACGCAGAAGCGGCGCCAGGUUCGGCUUUCGGCGAACGGUACGCGGCGCCACGCUACCACAGCAAGAGCGUGAUCGCGGCGGCCGGGCUCACCGUGGACCUGCCCUCGCCGGACAGUGGAAUUGGCGCUGAUGCUGUCACCCCCAGGGAUCACACCGCCGUUCAACAGUCGUUCGACUACACGGUGAUCUGCCAGCAACCACCGGAGGACGGACGAGGAACGCCGUCCGCGCACCACUCGCCCGUCCAGCCCCCGCGCACGCGCCCCUGGCACGACUUCGGCAGACAAAAUGACGCCGAUAAGAUACAAAUUGCCAAAUUGUUUUCACCUUAUGGCUUCAAGUACCACCUGGAGACAGCGAGCAGUAGCUCGCAGCGACGCGAAGACGACCGCAUCACCUACAUCAACAAGGGGCAGUUCUACGGCAUCACGCUGGAGUACGUGCACGACCCCGACAAGCCUCUCAAGAACCAGACGGUCAAGAGUGUGGUUAUGUUGAUGUUCAGGGAAGAAAAAUCACCUGAAGAUGAAAUUAAAGCGUGGCAGUUCUGGCACGGGAGACAACAUUCAGUAAAACAAAGGAUACUGGAUGCCGACACGAAGAACAGCAUCGGGCUGGCGGGCUGCAUCGAGGAGGUGUCGCACAACGCCAUCGCCAUCUACUGGAAUCCGCUCGAGAGUGCUGCUAAGAUCAACAUUGCAGUACAGUGCCUCAGCACAGACUUUAGCAGCCAAAAGGGAGUCAAGGGCCUACCGUUGCACAUUCAAAUUGACACGUUUGAAGACCCACGCGACACACAAGUGUAUCACAGAGGAUACUGCCAAAUUAAAGUUUUUUGUGACAAGGGUGCGGAAAGAAAAACACGGGACGAAGAGAGAAGAGCAGCGAAAAGAAAAAUGUCUGCUACGAAUAGAAAGAAGCUGGACGAGAUUUACCACCCAGUGACGGAGCGGAGCGAAUUCUAUACGAUGGCUGAUUUAGCGAAGCCGCCGGUGCUGUUCAGUCCAGCGGAGGACAUCGACAAGUUAACGGGGAUGGACAUCCAAGGGUUCUACGGACACGACGAGUCUGCGCUGGCGGAGGCUCACCUAAAGGGCGCCUCGCCGUUCCUGCUACACGCCGCCAAGCCGCAGGCGCCUGCGCUCAAGUUCCACAACCACUUCCCGCCUGACGCGCCUGCGUACAGAUCGGAGGUGGGCAGCCUCUCACCGUACGGUGACCGUAAGGACACGCUGGAGCUGGAGGGCGUGCUGGGCAAGCGCGCGCGCACCGGCACGCCGCCGCUCAGCGAGCGCGUCAUGCUGUACGUGCGCCAGGACACCGACGACGUGUACACGCCGCUGCACGUCGCGCCCCCCACCACGCAGGGCCUGCUGCAUGCGAUUGAGAAUAAGUACAAAAUUUCAAGUUCGGCAAUUAAUAAUCUUUAUCGAAAGAACAAGAAAGGGAUUACGGCCAAAAUUGACGAUGAAAUGCUAGCUUACUACUGCAACGAGGACUUGUUCUUGCUGGAGGUGCGGCCGGCGGGCGCCGCCGACGACGAGCCGCUGUACGACAUCACGUUCGUGGAGCUGCCGCUCGACCACUAGCCGCCGCCCGCCGGCGCAGAGACCUAACCGCGUGUCGACUAUGCUCUGGACAGUGAUUCCAACGGUCUCCGUCACAGUUACACUCGUUAUGAGAAAAACUGAUUUAACGUUUUCUCAAAGUGUCGAUCUCACGUUGAAAUUUACUUUUAAGCGAUUCAUCACCGUAGCUUCAUUUUACUAAAACUUAUUGUCACAAAAAUAUCAUGGUGGUUGUCGUAGGACGGCAUCCGUUUGUGGGACCGCAUUGUAAAUAACGACCACGCUAGAAUUUAUUAUUGUUGCGGUACGACGUUGGCAGAGAAAUUCUUAUCUCUAAUGCGAAGAAAUUAGUUCAUUCUGACUAUAUUAGGUAUAAAUGUGUAAUUUGUAAAUGACUAUCUGUUGCUGAUCAAAACGUGUGUGCCAUUCACUCGGUUAUCAUACUAGCUGUAUGUAGUUAACGUUUCAACAGGUACCUUUGAAUCUUGCCAUGAUGAUAAAGUAAGAAAUUCUUGUCACAAAACAUUAUGUAUUAGUAGAUACUAUAUUAUCUACUUGAAGUAAAAGCAUGAAGUGCCUUUGUCAUAAUAAUUAAUGUAAGUGAGUUAAGUCAAAUUAAAUGCCAUCCACUUUGUUAAGUUUUAUAAGCGUAAGUUUGCUUUAUUAGCUCGCUCAAUUCACUCAUUUAGUAAUGGUGACUCUAGCUAUAGGAAUCGAUAGAUUGUUCGUCAUUACUUUCAUCGUUCACUAUCAUAUUGUAAAUUACGUCCUUAUUUAUUUUUGUAACACAUGAAUGUAACCUAUUCCCUUUCACAAUUUCUCGUAAAAUACAACGAAAAAUUGUAAUGACUUUAUUCGAACCAAUGUUGCAGUACUGAAUUUGCCAUUAUCAUUCACAUUCAAAAAAGUGCCGCUAGUAAUUUCAAAAAGGAAAGGAUAUGUACUUAGUCAUUGUAACAUAGUCACAAAGGACGAGUCCGUUUGAAAUGCAAUUUCAUUAUCAUCUGUGGGAUUGGUUUAUGUAUAAUUUAAGGUAUUAUUGAUAAUAGAUUUUGUUAUUAUAAACGAAUUUCGAUACUUAGGUUAUCGGGCCAUGACAACAAUUUAGAUUAAGAAAAAAUGUAUGCUGUGUCCAAGACUUUACUAUGUACCUAUUUACGGUAUUUUACCGAGCCAUUUUAUAAAUGAUAUCCAAAGUUAUCCCUUGAAUUUAUUGAUUAUGGUUUUUUAAUAUAAUUUGCAGCGAUUUUCAUAUUUGGAUUAUAGACAAAGCGAAGCAAAUUAUAUGUAGACAUCCAUACAUGUAAUGUACUCAUCAAUGAAUAAUGUAUUGAAUUACGCCUUACAUGCAAGCGACUGGCCAUUUCGUUACAACGUAAGCCAUCGCAUUACAUAGUAGCUAUUUACGAGUGGCAUAGCCUAACCAACAUACAAAUGAUUAAUACGUUCCCAGUCCAGAACUAUGUACUUUUUAGUAUUGUAAAUGAAACCACUUUGAAAUGACCCACAAGAAAAUACUGAAUUAAUGGAUGCAAUGAGUUACAUUCUUAUUAAAUACUGCUAAGCAAAAAAAAAUUAAUAGACUAAUGAAAAAAAUGGUUUGGAAACUGCGAUCGUGUUAAUAUUAAAGUGAUGGAUGACGCUGAAAUCAUAUUAUGUAUUAAGUUUGUCCACCGAUUAUAUUCAAAAUUUAGAACCAGGUUCUGUGUCCUAAAAGGAUCAGUCUUGGACAUGCCCAAGAGUUUUUAAGAGAAGUGCCUAGUGCGGACGGUUCGAUUAACUGCCAUAUUAUGACAUAAUUUAGAAUACUUAAAGAUGUUAGUUAUAGAUUUUUAAAUAUAAUUCGUUUUAUUGUCCCAAGAAUUGCAGAUAGACAUCGAAUUUUAAUUAAGAUAAUGUUAUUGAUAUUUGUCUAUUACUUUACUUCUAUCUCGUUUCUUCCAUGUUAUUGCGAUAGGGUUGUGACUCCUCUGGUCCAUCGCGUAACACUUAUAUCUGCAUUUCAUAUUAGAUUUGAAGAUAUGUACCUAUGUAAAAGACACUCGUUAAUGUUUAUCCACUACUUACAUAAAGAAGAUCGAAGUAUCUCGAUUCAUUAUAAAUUUUAUAUGGUUACGCGUAUUGCUCAAAGUCUGCGCUCGAGUGGGGCGGACUAUAACGACAUUGUUAUUAUACCUACUUAUACGUAUUCACGUAAUGUUUAUUUAUGUUCUUAUUAUUUUAAUCGUGCAGCUUUAAUAUUUACUUACAUUGAUGUUAGAUCGUGAUUCUGAAUCUCGUCAUAAGUCACAAACGUCAGUAGCAAUAAAUACGUGAAGCAGUUAGUAGUUAAAUGGGCUCGCGCGGCGCGACGCCGGCCGCCGCGGCCGCCGGAGUUGUGCAAUGUCGGGUCAGUGGUCGGGUCGUCGGGUCGUCGGUCGUCGGUAGUCGGUUGUCGGUUGUCGGUCAGCCGGAGUCGGGUCGGGCCCGAGUCGCGGCGAGCCGCGGCCACCCGCGUCGCCGGCGAGAGAGUUUAGUCACACUAGUUAAACACACCCCGAAAGUGUUAGCACAUUUUCGUUAUAAAAUUCUACUGUACUUAAGAUUAAAUUGAAUAGAUGUUACGUUAUUCUUUUAUAUGAAUAUUUGUAAGUUGUCAUAAAAUAUUAUUAAUAUAAUUAUUUUUAUCAAAGUUUAUAAUCUAAAUAAAAAUGUUUUUCUUCAAAACA
Molecule: messenger RNA, 5654 nt
Organism: Cydia pomonella (codling moth)
Lineage: Eukaryota; Metazoa; Arthropoda; Insecta; Lepidoptera; Tortricidae
Gene: grh
Product: protein grainyhead
Exons: 15
Coding region: 187-2967 (926 amino acids)
Biological process (GO): regulation of transcription by RNA polymerase II
Cellular component (GO): nucleus
Molecular function (GO): DNA-binding transcription activator activity, RNA polymerase II-specific; RNA polymerase II cis-regulatory region sequence-specific DNA binding
Source: RefSeq, a predicted model, not a curated record